CCUCUGUCCUGAGCGCCUGAGCAUCCUGGUGUCCACUCUACUGCUUUGUCUCGGAGCUUUUCUGCAGGUCGGACACCGGACAUGGCGAGCCGGAGAGUGGGCUUCUGUCUGAGUGUGAAGAAACGCCGGAGGAUGAACCUGAGCGCGUUCGCUCACCUGUGCGCAGGCAGAGGUAUUGAGGUGGUUGAGAUAGACCUGAGUCGGCCGAUGGAGUCUCAGGGCCCGUUCGACAUCAUCAUACACAAACUCUCUGAUGUGAUUGUAGAGGCAGAACAUGACAGCCAAUCACAGCAGCUUCUCGACAACUUCCAGACUUACGUGUCCACACACCCUCACACUGUCCUGCUGGAUCCACUGCCGGCCAUGAGACAGUUACUGGACCGCUUCGCCUCAUACCGCAUCAUCAGCAAACUACAGAACACACUGCGAGGAAAGAGUAUUUGCUGCCCACCGUAUCUAGAAAUUAACACCACCGACAUGUCCGCCAUCCAGGAAGCAGUGGACAGGAAGCAGCUCACUUACCCUUUAAUCUGUAAAACCAGGGUGGCCCACGGAUCCCGCUCACAUGAGAUGUCUUUAAUCUUCAGUCAGGCCGGUCUGAGAGACGCUCGUCCUCCCUGUGUCCUCCAAAGUUUUGUGAAUCACGGUGCCGUGCUGCACAAGGUGUUUGUGGUGGGUGAGCAACACUUCACCGUGGAGCGACCGUCGCUCAAGAACUUCCCCACUGGACCCUACGACAGGAAAACGAUCUUCUUUAACAGCCACGAGGUGUCUAAACCCGAGUCCUGUUCCCAUCUAACUGCACUGGACGACACGAUGCCUCGAGUCCCCGCCCCAAAUGAUGACGCGAUGGUCGCCAUGGUGAAGGAGCUGAGGGCGGAGCUUGGAAUGGCUUUGUUUGGAGUGGACGUCAUUAUGAACAUAGACACACACACACUCACCAUCAUCGACAUCAACAUAUUCCCUGGCUAUGAGGGCGUUCCAAAGUUCUUCUCCUCUCUCCUCAGUCACAUCGAAUAUCUGCUGGACACGUCACAUGAUACCAAACAUCGAACAUCUCAAACUACCACUAAUCCAUGAUGACUAUCUGUUAGCUAGUGUAAUAUCAUGCUAACUGGAAAUGCUAGUUCGUUGUUCAUACUGUAAUGAAUAGGUUUAUAUGGAAAAUGUUCGUAUAGUUUAUUCUGCGAACUGAACACAAACUACAGCUAGAGUUUCAUACGAAAAAUAAAAUAAAGUAUGUUUACAUGUAAACUUAUUUGUAUAAAAUUUGAGGAUGAAUCCACUUGGAGUGAAAAAAGAGCAAAAAUUUCUACACACCAGUGAUGACAAACAGAUAAAGAUGAUUCAGUGUUUCAGGUAAAAACCAAGCCCGCUUUAUUGAGUGGGAUGGUCAGGGAUUUUUUUUUCAUUUCAAGGUCAUUUGUGUAGUACAAGUGUACCACAAUACAUAUACUCAUACACUUCAAUGUCCUCUUCAUGAUCGCCAUGUUUAAUCCUACACAAGGUUUUAAAGAGAAAUUUACAGUUCGAUGUCUGUAUGUAAUGAGGACUCAGGACAUUAGGCAAGGACAUUUCAGGACAUUUCUCCUCCCUGCCAGCAGAGGUCGCACUCACCAGAAUACUAACACAACCUCUUUCAUUCACCUCCAGGUUACACCCUGGUUUUAAAGCGUGUAAACAGUUAAGUUCAUUGAACCAUUGCGAAGUCUUGCCCUUCAAACAAGACUGAUGUUAAAGUCCUUUUUACUCAUUGUUUUUGUUUAGCUGCAUAAUACCAAAGUGUAAAUAUAGGCUGAGCCUAAACCACUAUUUAUGCUUGUUGUCAUGGUUACACUGGUAUAAUUAAGGAAUAA
This is a messenger RNA of Pangasianodon hypophthalmus (striped catfish), 1856 nucleotides long. RefSeq names its product inositol-tetrakisphosphate 1-kinase. The record is from RefSeq and is a predicted model, not a curated record. The transcript has 10 exons. Gene Ontology annotation, molecular function: inositol-3,4,5,6-tetrakisphosphate 1-kinase activity; inositol-1,3,4-trisphosphate 6-kinase activity; ATP binding. Gene Ontology annotation, cellular component: cytoplasm. Gene Ontology annotation, biological process: inositol trisphosphate metabolic process. Lineage: Eukaryota; Metazoa; Chordata; Actinopteri; Siluriformes; Pangasiidae. Bases 82 to 1080 code for a protein of 332 amino acids.